GGAACUGGAAUGUGGGCUGAGAGGUUAUAAGCAAGCUGGAUGAGGAGGCAGCCAGGGGUGGCAUUGAGGGGACCAAGGAAGAGGGUCAGCGGAGAGCAGGCUAUUGAAAGGAGUGAUGCUAGGGCUUGGGCCAAGUUGAAGUCAUGGAUGGAAAGGGAAGAGGAGGGUUGCGUGUUGGGGUUGCGUGUUGGAGACAGACCAGAUGCCAUCAUCUAGAGAGAGGGAAGAUGCUGCAGCUCAGGAAAGGGAAGGGACUCACUCAAGCCGCCCAACCCAGCGCCUAGAGCCCACCUCACCAGAGCCGGAACCCCAGACCCUUGAAGGGUCCCAGACUGGAGCAGAGGGAUACCCCAGCCCCGAAGCACCUCGGAGCCCUGCAUGGGGGGCAUAUCUGCAAAGCCUGGAGCCUAGCAGCCGCAGAUGGGUGCUGGGAGGGGUCAAACCACCUGAGGAGACUCCUCUGGGGCCAGGGAUACCUAGCAGUGGGGAACCUGCUGGCGAGAUCUGGUACAACCCCAUCCCUGAGGAAGACCCCAGACCCCCAGCACCUGAGCCAGGCUCUGCUGAGCCAGAGAGCCCAACCCACCAAGGUGCAGCCCCCGCCAGCCCCCCAACCAAAACCUCCCGCACCAAGUCCCCAGGCCCCGCCAGGCGCCUCUCCAUGAAGAUGAAGAAGCUCCCCGAUCUUCGGCGUCGCCUGAGCCUGCGAGGCCCCAGGGCUGGCCGAGAGCGUGAGAGGGCUGCCCCAGCGGGCUCUGUCAUCAGCCGCUACCACCUGGACAGCAGUGUGGGGGCCUCUGGGAGGACAGCAGCAACUGGGAGCACUCGGAGCCCCAGGGCUGGGUACCUCAGUGAUGGCGACUCCCCUGAGCGCCCAGUGGGGCCCCCAUCAUCCACUGCCUUUCAGCCCUAUGAAGCAGGCCCACCAGCCCGCGUGCCCCCGGCUGCACUCUGGGGCCGCCUCAGCCUGCACCUAUAUGGGCUGAGGGGGCUGCGGCCAACACCAGGGGCCACCCCAAGAGACCUCUGCUGCCUGCUACAAGUGGAUGGGGUGGCACGGGCCCGCACAGGGCCCCUUCAAGGAGGGCCAGACUUCCUGCAGCUGGACCACACCUUUCACCUGGAGCUGGAGGCUGCCCGGCUACUACGAGCUCUGGUGCUUGCUUGGGACCCUGGCGUGAGGCGGCACCGGCCCUGUGCCCAGGGCACUGUUCUGCUGCCCACAGUCUUCCGAGGCUGCCAGGCCCAGCAGCUGGCCGUCCGCCUGGAGCCCCAGGGGCUGCUCUAUGCCAAGCUUACCCUGUCAGACCAGCAGGAAGCACCCACCAUGGCUGAACCCCGUGUCUUCGGGCUGCCCCUGCCGCUGCUAGUGGAGCGGGAGCAGCCCCCGGGCCAGGUGCCUCUCAUCAUCCAGAAGUGUGUUGCACAGAUCGAGCGCCGAGGGCUGCGGGUAGUAGGCUUGUACCGUCUGUGUGGCUCAGCAGCAGUGAAGAAAGAGCUUCGGGAUGCCUUUGAGCGAGACAGUGCGGCUGUCUGCCUCUCCGAGGACUUAUACCCUGACAUCAAUGUCAUCACAGGCAUCCUCAAGGAUUAUCUUCGAGAGCUGCCCACCCCACUCAUCACCCAGCCCCUUUAUCAGGUGGUCCUGGAGGCCAUGGCCCGAGGGCCCCCAAGCAGAACUCCCCCAAGUCCUGAGGGUACCCGAGGGCUCCUCAGCUGCCUGCCAGAUGUGGAAAGGGCCACGCUGACUCUUCUCCUGAACCACCUGCGCCUUGUCUCCUCCUUCCACGCCCACAACCGCAUGACCCCGCAGAAUCUGGCCGUAUGCUUCGGGCCUGUACUGCUGCCGUCGCGCCAGGCACCCGCCCGGCCCCGCAUCCGCGGCAGUGGCCCAGGAGUCACCAGCGCGGUGGACUUCAAGCGCCACAUUGAAGUGUUACACUACUUGCUGCAAUCUUGGCCAGAUCCCUGCUGGUCCCCAGAGGCUCCAGACGUCGCCCCAAACUUGCGGCCCAAACAACAGCCAUCCCUGCACUUGCCGCUAGCGAGCCCCGAGGUGGUAACUCGGCCCCGCGGUCGCGGAGGCCCGGAGAGCCCCCCAAGCAACCGUUAUGCCGGCGACUGGAGUGUUUGUGGGCGGGACUUCCUGCCGUGUGGGCGCGACUUCCUGUCCGGGCCUGACUACGACCACGUGACAGGCAGUGACAGCGAGGACGAAGAUGAAGCCGGUGAGCAAAGAGGCACAGCUGACUUCGAAGAUGAGUUUGAUGCACCCUUCAAUCCGCACCUGAAUCUCAAAGACUUCGAUGCCCUCAUCCUGGACCUGGAGAGAGAGCUCGCCAAGCAAAUAAAUGUAUGCCUCUGAACACGUGGAACAGGGCGGGCCCCUCGUUACUAAGGCAAGGCCCUUAGUGACCUAAGGACCAGAAGUGUUGCUUAGGCCGAGCUCCUGGUUGCUAAGGGAGUUGCCAAGGCACCAGCCUCCUCAUUUAAAAGUCAUUCCCAGUUUCGAAAGUGUCCUUAUUUGGGCACUAGUUGUAAGGCCAGGCACAGGACUUGAGGGACUGGCCAUCUUUCCUGAGCACCAGGACUUAUUUGCCUCUUGUUGCCAAAAGGCAGUUCUGCUUGCUAGGCUGGCCUCUCUUGACCCCCUUUGCUGGGGUACACGCCAGUUACUGUGAGCAUCACUCGGGGUGCUGAGACACCCCGGGUGAGUCCUCUUGCUGCCAACCAAAUCAGUAUUAGCUUUGAGCACUGCACUCUGUUUCUCCCUCCUUUGGCGGACGCAAGGACUAUCAUGAGGUGCUGUUGGAGGGUGGGCAGCCCCUAUUCUGGGCUCCAGCUAGAUAGGAGCAGCCUGGGGCUUAUAAAAAAACAGCUGGUUUCCCCACCCUCUUUUCCAGGGAAGACCCCAUGGUAGGCCUCCAACUAGCCAAUGGGGAAAGAUGGCGGCGUCUGGCCCCUGCCUUCCUCUCCUCCCCUUCCCCAGAAAAAAUUAAGCACUUAGCCCCUCCCUUUCAGAGGGGCCUCCCCACCUGAAGUGUCAGGCUGGGGCACUUUGGUACGAAACCUAUUUAUUGCCUCCGUGCAUGUGUGUGUCUGUGUCUGAGGACUAGUGUGCAUGGACCUGCCUGGAGAGCAGGUUGAGGGACUUCCAGGGACCACGGAGGGGUUAAGAUUUAACCCUGCUAGGUACCCCAGAAUCCCCAGUAGUCCAGUGGGAGAGUAAGGUCCCCUUCCUGUUUCCCUCUUCUUUCCCUCACCUCCAUCUUUGUGAACAAUAAAUCAGUAUGCACAGGU
Messenger RNA from Chinchilla lanigera (long-tailed chinchilla), 3300 nucleotides. RefSeq names its product synapse defective 1, Rho GTPase, homolog 1 (C. elegans) (gene Syde1). Lineage: Eukaryota; Metazoa; Chordata; Mammalia; Rodentia; Chinchillidae. The record is from RefSeq and is a predicted model, not a curated record. Bases 203 to 2365 code for a protein of 720 amino acids. The transcript has 9 exons. Gene Ontology annotation, biological process: signal transduction.